AUGAACACUGCGCACCACCGCCACCAUAAUGGCAACUGGCACAAGACAACACUGGAAACCAGCGCCCAUCAAGAAAGCGACACGACAAGACAGGAAAGGACCGCUACCCUUGGCACACUGGGCGCAAAUGUCUGCGGCGGGAGCCUCGUGGCCAAUGAGGCAGCCCAACACAGCGCGAGCUUGCCGAGCAGCGGUGAUCUUUGGAGAACGACCUGGCCGCCAGUCCAGAACGGCCCUCUUCAGAUCCACGCAGCCCCAUACCUUGUAUCCAGCACUUUAGAAGGGCCUGAGAGUAGGGGGAGGGUGCCAGUCAUUUGGAACUGGGACAUGCCGUAG
Penicillium griseofulvum is the source of this 336-nucleotide messenger RNA. RefSeq lists its product as uncharacterized. The transcript has a single exon. The coding region runs from base 1 to 336 and encodes 111 amino acids. The record is from RefSeq and is a predicted model, not a curated record. NCBI's taxonomy places the organism in Eukaryota, Fungi, Ascomycota, Eurotiomycetes, Eurotiales, Aspergillaceae.